AUGUCGAUACAGACCGACCAUGAGGGUGGGGCCAGAUCUAGGGCUACUAAAGCGGCCGCCGCGCAAACCAACCAAAGGAAACGUGCGGCGGGGAAGAAGGCUGAGGUUGGAACGAAGAAGUCCGGGAAGAAGGCGGAGGACAAGGGGAAGCAACCAACGGCACGCAAGCGUGUUUCGGCCGUGAAGAGCGAUGCGGGUGUUGCCACUGCUGCCCUCGAGCCCGGUCCUUCCGACGACGGCACCAUCGGCGGGAACGAAGACCCUGGGCGUGGCGGCGUGAGUGUUGCCGUCCGGCCGGGGGACAGAGAGGGCUUGGCGACUGGAGGAAAGCACGGCGAGGCUCCCGGCGACGACCAGGCCGCAACUGUGGUGUCCGUGGCAGAGGCAUCACAGCAGCAUAUGACGCUGCUCCCCCCGCCCGUGGUCGAAGUAUCUGCUGCAGUGAUAGAUAAGGAGAAGAAUGCUGCGCACGAUUGCACGGAGGAGCCGAAACACGACAUUGCCGACGUCGGUGGAUCUCCUCCCUCUGGGGGACGCGGGAGGCGUAGGCAGAGGAAGAGCGAUGGGGAGGAGGAGUAUGACACCCCCGUGGCCGAGGACAUCCCCAUACGCGCAAAGAGGAGGCAGACGACAGCCAGCGGUGACGACGCCGGUGGUGCUGAAGUUGGGACAACGCGAGGCACCACGGAGCCAAGUGGCUUGGCGACAGAUCAUGCUUUGCGGCAAAAGGGCCGACCCGGUCCGCGGAAACCAUCUAGCGGACAGGGGGGCAAGCAAGCCUCGAGGGGGAAGAGGCCGAAGCGCGGCAAAGAAGGCCCUGGUGAAGCGGAUGUUGAGGACGAGGGGGAUGGGGAGGAGGAGGCCGAGGAGGAUGCGGAGGAGGAGGACGAGGAUGCAGGGGAGGAAGAAAAGGACGAGGAUGAGCAGGAGGACGACGAUGAUGAGGAGGAGGAGGAGGAGGAGGAGGAUGAGGAUGGCGACGAGGGGAAGGAGAAGGAGGACGAUGAGGAUGAGGAUGAGCACGAGGAGGAGGACGAGGGGGAUGACGAGCCUGAGGAGGAAAAGAGUGAGGAGGAGGAGGGAGGAGGAGGAGGAGGAGGAGGAUGA
Molecule: messenger RNA, 1107 nt
Organism: Closterium sp. Yama58-4
Lineage: Eukaryota; Viridiplantae; Streptophyta; Zygnematophyceae; Desmidiales; Closteriaceae
Source: the annotation of a GenBank genome assembly